Toxorhynchites rutilus septentrionalis is the source of this 3327-nucleotide messenger RNA. RefSeq lists its product as uncharacterized. The record is from RefSeq and is a predicted model, not a curated record. Gene Ontology annotation, molecular function: nucleic acid binding. Lineage: Eukaryota; Metazoa; Arthropoda; Insecta; Diptera; Culicidae. Gene Ontology annotation, biological process: DNA integration. The transcript has a single exon. Bases 1 to 3327 code for a protein of 1108 amino acids.
AUGGAAGCAACCACACGACGUGUCAAAGGUGGUUUCGAGACAGGGCUGCUUUGGAGGUUCAACAACAUCUGCUUUCCCGAUAGCUAUCCGAUGGCAUUGCGGCGAUUGCAUGCGUUGGAGAAACGACUAAGUCGAGAUCCAGUUCUUGAAGCAAAGGUGAGAAACCAGAUAAUGGAAUAUGAAGUGAAGGGUUAUGCUCAUCGAACUACGCCAGAAGAACUUCGAUCUACGAACCCAAAUAAGGUCUGGUAUCUACCUUUGGGAGUCAUACAGAACCCGAAGAAACCGAAUAAGUUGCGGUUGAUAUGGGACGCUAAAGCACGAGCAGGAGGAGUGUCGUUCAACGACAUGCUAUUAAAAGGUCCUGAUCUGCUGGUAGCCCUGAUGGAGGUAUUACUACGGUUCAGACAAGGGAACAUCGCAAUAGUAGGCGACAUAAGAGAGAUGUUCCAUCAGAUUUGGAUUCGAGACGAAGACAAGCAGGCCCAGCGAUUCAUUUAUCGAUCAUGCCCUGGGUCAGAACCCCAGAUAUAUACUAUGGACGUUGCGACGUUUGGAGCGACAUGCUCGCCGAGUCUGGCACAGUACGUAAAGAACAAAAAUGCAACGGAGUUCGCGAGAUCAUUUCCGAGAGCGGUGAAAGCCAUAACAGAUAACCACUACGUGGAUGAUUUUCUGGACAGCGUAGACACAGAAAAGGAGGCCGUCCAGUUGGUUAACGAAGUGAAAUUCGUCCAUUCUCAAGCAGGAUUCGAUAUCCGUAACUUCUGCUCUAAUUCAGUCGAAGUCCUAGCGAGAAUCGGAGAAACGACAGAACGCCAGCAGGUAUCCAUGAACCUGGACAAAUCACCAGAGUCUGAACGGGUGCUGGGAUUGAUCUGGAGGCCAGCAGACGAUGUCUUUAGCUUUGACUUGAGCAAUAUGAAGGAGGAGAUUAGGGAACUUGUCGAGAGUAGAACCGUUCCUAGCAAACGACAGGUUCUGCGAACUGUAAUGUCCCUAUUUGACCCAUUGGGACUCAUUUCACACUUCGUGGUGCAUGGGAAGAUUCUCAUGCAACAGAUUUGGAGAACCGGAACGGACUGGGACGAACUCAUUGUGGAGGAAUUGUGGGAUCAAUGGAAGCAGUGGUGCCAAUACAUGCAGCGUUUGGAUGAAGUGAGAGUACCACGCUGUUUCUUUAAAGGGGUGAACAUCUCUGCACUCAAAGAGGCGGAAGUUCAUCUAUUUGUGGAUGCGAGUGAAUUGGCAUGCGCGGCGGUUCUUUAUCUCCGAGUCCUCGACAGCGGUAAGCCCAGGUGUGCUCUGGUAGCCGCUAAAACUAAAGUGGCCCCACUAAAACCUCUCUCCAUUCCACGUCUUGAGCUUCAAGCAGCGAUGAUCGGGACAAGGUUGAUGGACUUCGUCCUGAAAUCCCUGGAUGUCCAAAUAAAGAAACGCUUCUUGUGGACAGAUUCCUCAACUGUUCUCUGCUGGUUGCGGUCUGAUAGCCGGCGGUAUCAUCAAUUUGUUGCCUUUCGUGUAGGAGAGAUCCUCUCAACAACUACAGUGGAUGAAUGGCACUAUGUACCAUCAAAAAUGAACAUAGCCGACGUAGCCACGAAAUGGAAGGAGGGGCCAAGCUUCGAUCCGACCAGUCCGUGGUACAAUGCUCCAGAAUUUUUAUACCAAGAACAGGAGCAGUGGCCUUCAGAACCCCCGCGGAAACAAGCAGAAACAGAAGUCGAACUGCGUUCUGCAUUUUUAUUCCACGGCAUGAUGCCGAAAGCCGUUGUUGAUUGUUCCAGGUUUUCAAACUGGAAUCGUCUAUUGCGGGCGACCGUUUACGCUUUGCGUGCUGUACGCAGAUUUAGAGGGGAACCGGCGUCCCAGUCGGAUUUUCUAUCUCAAAAAGAGUUGUGUGAUGCGGAAAUAGUGAUAUGGAAGCAGGUGCAAGCUGGAACCUAUUCAGACGAGUACGCGAUUCUGGAGCAUAACCUGACGAAUCCCACAAGUUUAGCUCCAUUCCCGAAAUCUAGUCCACUCUAUCGACUUUCGGUAUUCUUGGAUGAACGAGGUGUCGUCCGAAUGAACAGUAGAAUAUCUACUUCGCCGUCUGUAUCGUAUGACACGAAAUUUCCGAUUGUGCUGCCAAGGAAAGAAUAUGCAGUCUAUCUUCUAACGGAGAGCUAUCACCGGAGGUUUCUUCACAGGAACGGGGAGACAGUCUGCAAUGAAAUGCGUCAACGAUUCUUCGUACCCGGACUUCUAAUUCUGAUUCGGCAGGUGGCAAAGCAGUGCGUGACGUGUCGUAUUCGAAAGGUUGUUCCAAAUCCUCCUCUGAUGUCAGCUCUGCCUGCAGUUCGUGUUACAGGAAUGAUCAGACCGUUUACGUUCACUGGAGUGGACUAUCUAGGACCAAUACAGGUCAAGCAAGGUCGCAGCUUGGUAAAGAGGUGGGUGGCAUUGUUUACCUGCUUGACUAUACGUGCUGUACAUCUAGAAGUGGUGCACAGUCUGUCCACCCAGUCAUGUAUAAUGGCCAUCAGACGUUUUGUGGCUCGUCGUGGUUCCCCGGAGAAUUUUUAUAGUGACAACGGCACAAAUUUCUUGGGAGCGAGCAACAUAUUGAAGAAUCAGAUACAGAAUAUCCAUGAGGACUGUGCGGUCACGUUUACGAACAGCAAGACCAACUGGAUUUUCAAUCCACCAUCAGCACCUCAUAUGGGCGGUUCAUGGGAGCGUAUGGUGCGCUCCGUAAAGGCUGCCAUGUCAGCAAUUGCGGACCAUCCACAUCAUCCGAACGAUGAAGUUCUGGAGACGGUAGUGCUGGAGGCUGAGGCCAUUGUCAACUCCAGGCCGCUAACUUACAUCCCUUUGGAAUCGAUUGAGCAGGAGUCGCUUACGCCGAAUCAUUUCCUGCUCUUUGGCACCAAGGGUAUCACACAGCCGGAGAUGUCGACAAGGCUGGAAGGAGGAAUCCUGCGUGACAGCUGGCGUCUAGCGCAAUGCCUGGUGGAUCAUUUUUGGAACCGUUGGAUUCGAGAGUACCUUCCAACUAUAACCAGACGCACCAAGUGGUUCGAACCGGCUAAGCCGUUGGAAGUUGGGGACCUGGUACUCGUGGUAGAAGAGAGUAAACGGAACGGAUGGUUGAGAGGCAGAAUUCUAGAUGUGGUUAAGGCAGCGGAUGGGCAAGUUCGACGAGCAGUUGUGCGGACUAAAAACGGAAUACUCAACAGACCUGCAGUGAAAUUGGCACUUCUGGAUCUUCAGAAACCUGGGGACGGUCCGGAACUACACGGGCAGGGGGAUGUUACGAAACCACAGGGCAGUUUCGUGCAGUAG